AUGAAGGGAACAGAAACAGAGCCUCUGUUUUCAUGUAUUGUUGCAUUCUGUGUCUUGAUUCUUAUCUUUUUGCCGCGGUUUUUCUUCGCGAUUGUUUUCUCACCGGUUUUGAUUAUCACCGGGGCUAUCUUGAUCAGUCUUCUUCGCUUUGGUGCGAUUCAGAGAUCGAAGAAUGAAGAAGAAAAAUUGAGAAAAACAGAGUCUGUUGCAAAACAGGGGAAGAAAACAGAGGAAGAUGUGAAAAUCGAUUCUUUUGAUGAAAGUGGAAGAUGGGUAUUGAGGAAUUCGGAAGAGAAUUCGAAAUUUGAGAUGGGUUUUGAAUCAAGUUCGUUUCUUGAUGAUUCUUUCGUCGAAUGGAACGUGAAAGCGCCAUUGGAGGUUAUAUAUGAAGGUGAAGAAACAGAGGAGGGUUCAGUUGGUGGAGGAUUGAGGAACCCUUCUUGGUCGUUUUACUAUCCGGAGUCUGAUUCGGAUAGUUCAUCGUCGGAGAAGGAUUUUCCGGCGAUGGGGAACUGGGACUCACCGGAGGAGAUGGGGUUUAUGUGGGAUGAGGAAGAAGAUACAGAAGGGUUGAUUGAGAUAUCACUUGAUGGGUGGAAGAAGAAACUCAAGAAAGAGAUGGAAUUUGGGUUUGAGGAAGAGAAUAUGAUUGAGAUUGAUCUUUCUCCGACGAAAUUGAAGGGAGUUUUCCGGUGA
Vicia villosa (hairy vetch) is the source of this 696-nucleotide messenger RNA. RefSeq lists its product as uncharacterized. The coding region runs from base 1 to 696 and encodes 231 amino acids. NCBI's taxonomy places the organism in Eukaryota, Viridiplantae, Streptophyta, Magnoliopsida, Fabales, Fabaceae. The transcript has a single exon. The record is from RefSeq and is a predicted model, not a curated record.